AUGUCGGACUGUUUUGAUUACAGUAGUGAUGAUACCGAACAUGAUGAUCAAUAUGGCGACGAAGCAUUCAACAAUAAUCAAUAUGAUGAAGACGAUUUCUAUCAUUCGGAUGAUCAAUACAGCGGAAGAAUUCAAUUAUCUGAUUAUGCGAGUGAAGGUAACAAUUCAACAUCUUUUAAAGACAGAUCGUGUAUUACAAUCAGUAUUGAAUGUACAAAUCGAACUGAUUCUGAAGAGGAAUCAUUCAAUAGUAAUGUUGUUGACUCGCCCGAUGAGAAAACCAAGUUGUGGAAACCUAUUGUUCCUAAAGAAUUUAUGCCAGAUGUAGAUGCUACUUAUCAAUCAUUAGAGGAGGCGGUUGAAAUGUAUAAAUUAUAUGCAGAUAAAGCAGGUUUUGGUGUCAGGUUAAAUACAGUAACGAGUUUUGGUGACAAAACCAUUAAAAAAAGGUAUGUAGUGUGCAACAAAAUGGGUAAAAUACCUAACAGAUCAACUGACACUUUGGAUCCUGAGGGAACUGGAAGGAAUAAACGAAACUCAAACUUCAGAAUCAAGGACUGCAAGGCAUUGAUAAAGUUUGAAAGGUUACAUAUGCGAACUAAUGCUUGUAAAAUAUAUGAGUUUGAAGAGAAGCACAACCACCCCCUAGAAACUAAAGAAGAAAGAUGUUAUUCCAAACGUGCACGACGACUUAGUUAUAAAGACAAGGAGUUUAUAGUGCGUUCUUUGCGUUCUUCAACAUCUAACAUUGGUGCAACAAAGGCACAUAAGUUACAAGCUAGUUUGCAAGGAGAUUAUGAAAACGUUGGCCCUGAAGCAAUUGAUUAUAAAAAUUUUAGAAGGAAGAUGGGAAACAUUAUAGGAGACAAGGAUGCACGGCUGGUUGUUGACAAAAUGAACAUGAGGAAAGAUGAGUUACCUAACUACACAUUUGAGUAUAAAUAUGUUGAUAGUGUGUUAAACGCAGUGUUUUGGGCGGAUGAAACCGAUAAGUUAUAUUACAAGGAGUUUGGAGAUGUGAUCUCAUUUGAUGCUACAUUCCGAACAAAUAAGUAUGGAAUGAUUUUUGUGCUGUUUACAGCCAUUGAUAACCACAAACGUUCAAUAAACAUUGGAGCAGGUUUGUUAAGCAACGAGUCAAUAGAAUCUUAUCGUUGGUUGCUCGAAGCUUUUUUGAAAGCACAUGGAAAACACCCUCAAUUAUUGUUAACAGACCAAGAUCCAGAAAUUCUACAGGUUUCAACCGAUUUUUUGAAAAACACUGAUUUUCGAAAGCGUUUUACUAAGCUUGUUUGGAAUGUCUACAUCGAGCCUGAAGUCUUUGAAUCAAGGUUGAAACUGCUUAUGAGAAAAUUCAAACUACAUGACAAAAGAUGGUUCAAAUACAUGUACAGGGAUCAAAAGCUUUGGAUUCUAGACUAUUUUAAAGACAUGCCACUACACGGUCUGAUGAAAACUACUUCAAGGUCUGAAAGCGUCAACUCAUUUUUUAGUAAAUACUCUAACUCUGGUAAUUUGCUUAUCUAUUUCAUGAUGAACUACGACACUGCAAUUGGAAAGAAACGGAAUGGUCAACAAAAACUAGAACAUGAUACAAAAAAUGCAAAGCAUGAAAUGACGCUUCCAAGUGGAUUACUAGAACAUGCAGCUACGGUUUACACUAAAACCGUUUUCUAUGAGGUCAAAAAGGAAAUAUUUAAAGCAGUCUGGUACUGUUCUAUUGACAAUGUUGAAAUGAUUGAUGGGUGGCAAGUUGUUAUGAUUACACAAACGGAUAAGAGCAAACAGUUGAAGAUAAAAUGCAAGGUUGAACUAAAGUUGACUGAAAAAGAAGUUAAAUGUUCAUGCAAUCACUUCAUACGUACUGGCAUUUUGUGUCGUCAUAUUUUUGUUGUAUUGAAAAACAACCAUGUUGAAGAGAUUACAGAGCAGUAUAUUCUCAGAAGAUGGAGAAGGGAUGCAAUUUCCAGCCAUUUGCUUGCCAUGAAACAUGUUGCCAUGGAAACAGAAGAUGACACCUUUAAACUUCUAACUGAGGCAUACAACAAUAUUGAAUACUGCUUGGAUCAUUUCAAAAGAAGCAAGGAGAAAUUGUUGGAAUUUGUUGAAAAAACAUGUAACUUGAAGCAGGCAGCAAUGGAGUUUGGCAGUUCAAACCAAACAUCAUCUGAUAAUGAUGAAGAAGAAAUUAUUCAAAUGCUUGGAAUAUGCAGCAUUCCUGAUGAAAUAAAUAUCCAUCCACCUUCAUCUAUACGUUCAAAAGGUAGUGAAACUAAGAAAAUAAUGGUUAGUGCUAUUGAGAAAGUUGUUGCAGCUGCAAAGAAAAAAACCAGAAUGUGCACAGGUUGCAAUCAAUAUGUUAACCAUAAUUGGAGGACUUGCAAAGUCAGACUUGCACGAGAGUCAAAACAACCUUAA
Lactuca sativa (garden lettuce) is the source of this 2418-nucleotide messenger RNA. Its product is annotated as protein FAR1-RELATED SEQUENCE 5. Gene Ontology annotation, molecular function: zinc ion binding. NCBI's taxonomy places the organism in Eukaryota, Viridiplantae, Streptophyta, Magnoliopsida, Asterales, Asteraceae. The record is from RefSeq and is a predicted model, not a curated record.